Messenger RNA from Helianthus annuus (common sunflower), 1566 nucleotides. RefSeq lists its product as uncharacterized. Gene Ontology annotation, biological process: DNA integration. Bases 1 to 1566 code for a protein of 521 amino acids. The record is from RefSeq and is a predicted model, not a curated record. Gene Ontology annotation, molecular function: nucleic acid binding; zinc ion binding. The transcript is spliced from 5 exons. NCBI's taxonomy places the organism in Eukaryota, Viridiplantae, Streptophyta, Magnoliopsida, Asterales, Asteraceae.
AUGUCUGGGGAACUGAAAAAGGAGAUGUUCACUGCUGAAGACAUGUAUCAGAAAUUUCAAGACAAGACAGGAAAGCGUUUGGGUCAUGGAAAAGCUGGUUUUGACAAAUCCAAACUCAGGUGCUAUAACUGCAAGAAUCUAGGACAUUUCAAGCGUGAUUGUCCUCUGUUGAAAGAAGGAAACAGUGAAGCCACUCCUGCUGUUAAGCAAAUCACAGUUGAAGAAAACAAGAACAAUGCGUCUCCUAGCACACCAAAAGCUUUAGUGAGUGAAGAAAUUAAUGAAGCAAAGGAGCAAGUCAACAAAGCCCUGAUGGCCAAGAUCUCAAGUGAAACCUCUCCAAAGCAGUUUGAGAAGCAGACAGCUGGAAUUCCAAAAGGAGACAAUACUGUUGACAAAGGUUUGAAAAGCAUUCUGACCUCAGUGGAGCCUGAAAAGGAGAAAAAGUGUGGUCAAGCAGAGGAGCAUGUUUCGAACGAGGCAUCUGAGAAGGGAAAGGAAAAGGUCCCAGCAGCCGCAAUGAAAGCAGAUUCGUCAAAAGAGAAGGCUGACAAGGACUUGGGCCAUGUGCCUACAUUUGAGACCUGUGAUCGUGAACAUUGUGUGUCUGAAUGUCAUGAUUUGAAUUAUGCGUGUUGUGAUGAUAAAGUUGCCUGUAAAUCUCCUGUAUUUGUGCCAGAAUUGAAAAAGAAUAGUUUCGGAAAAUUCCUCACAGAGGAAAUUCCCGAAUUUAUUCCUUCUAGAACAGGUGUGAUAGAUUCAGAAAAGAGUGUCUCUGAAGAUCAUGGCAAUGAAGAUUCAAACUUUACUGCCUCAGAAGACGAGCAAGGAUCAGAAAGUUCAAGUGAAGAUCAAUCCACCAAUGAUGAAAGCUCCGAAUGUUCAAGUUCUGAAACCAUUGAAGAUCAAGAUUUAGAAAGUCCAAACAAAGAUCAAAGUUACAAUGAGUCAAGUUACGAAGCAAGUGAAGAGCAAAGCUCAAGUGAGGACAACAUGUCUGAAAGCUCAUCCGAUUCAGACAAUGAUGAAAAAUACUCAGAAGAUGAAAGCAGAAAUAAACUGCAGAAAUGGCUUCGGAUGCUCAUGGAAUACAUCUGGCAUGUGGACAGCGGAUGUUCGAGACACAUGACUGGAUUGAAGGAACUUCUGAAGAACUUUUGCUUCAUUGAUGGUGAUUUCGUAUCUUUCGCUGGAGACGAGAAAGGAGGAAAGAUCGUUGGAGUUGGAGAUGUAGUAUCUGAAGCCCUCACGUUGGAGAACGUUAACUACGUUCCAGAAUUGUGUUACAAUCUUUUGAGUGUCUCACAAGUCUAUGACUUCUCUCGGUUUUCAUGGGUCUAUUUUCUUGAAGCAAAAAGCGAGACAGCUGAAGUUCUCAAAACAUUCAUCCCGCUGAUUGAAAAUGUGACCAAAUUGAAAGUGAAGUCAAUCAGAAGUGACAAUGGGUCCGAGUUCAAAAAUCAGACCUUCAUAUCUUUCUGUGCUGAAAAGGGAAUUCAUCUUCAAUACAGUGCAGCCAGAACUCCCCAACAAAAUGGAGUUGCUGAACGUAAGAAUAGACGCUGA